Molecule: messenger RNA, 2269 nt
Organism: Owenia fusiformis
Lineage: Eukaryota; Metazoa; Annelida; Polychaeta; Sabellida; Oweniidae
Source: the annotation of a GenBank genome assembly
UUUCGAUCUUAAGGCAGUUAAGAAAGAGGAUGUCAGUUGAGUAAAUGAUACUACUUUGAUAGGGAAUAUGAUAUACCUUCAAGCAAUUAGAACAUUAAUAUCAAACAGUUAAGUGAAUGAGAUAAAAAAUAACGAAACAAAGGAAAACAAAAAGGAUUGACCGAUUUUAUAGAAUCUAUAGACAAUAGGAAAAGUUGGAUCUAUGGCUUCUAGUUGGUAUGUGAUUGUCACCUUCUUUCACACUGAUACCCACGUUUCUAUAAUCACUUAGCUCUAACCAUUAACCAUAAACAGCGUUUUUGUGAGUAUGUCAUCUCUGAACUCAACGAUGUCGUAUCCUAUCUUAAAUGAGUCUUCAUUGAACUUUAGCGAGACAACGGUAGAGUUAAGUGAGUCGCAAUUAAACGUAACCGAAUCGCUAUUGUACGAUGACGAAGUACAAGAAUUUGACAACGAAGAAAAAACGUGGAUAUUCGGGGCACCGUUGCUUCUUGUGUUUGGAACAAUCAGUAAUAUUCUUGUCAUCGCAGUGUUAAUGCGGAAAAAGUUCCGUAAAUCUUCGUGGGGACUGUACUUGACGACCCUAGCUAUCUGCGACACUCUCCUGCUGUAUAUGUUCAGCUUAGACUCUUGGUUACAAAUCGUCUUCAAGAUUUGGAUAUCGGAUGAAACAGUCGCCGGAUGCAAGGUGUAUCGAUUUGUCAGCUACUUUUUGAUCCACUUUGUCGCCUGGAUUCUCGUAGCGGUCAGUUGUGAGCGUAUUGUAUUCAUCUACUUCCCCAUGAAGGCCAAGAUCGUCUGUCGAAGGCGAACUGCUUGUAUUGUUUUGGGAAGCAUUGCAUUUAUCCUCACUGGAGUGAACGCUCAUAUCUUCUGGACGUUCUCGCUCACAGAAUAUGAUGGUUUUUAUUAUUGCGACCUCGUGGAUAAUAUCGCUGAGUUGAUGGGUCCUCAGUUUGUGAUUAUAUUUCUAUGGCUGGACCUUAGUAUUGCGUCUCUUGUUCCCUUUUUAUUUAUGGUAGCUUGUAAUAUUGCAAUUAUUACACGAUUAAUUAUGUCUGAUCGACAACGACGUGCAGCGACAUCUGACGGCGCCCAGAAAAGUAACACGACAUCUAUCGCCAUUAUGCUUGUUUCUACUUCGACGACGUUUGUUAUACUGACCCUCCCUGUAGCUAUCUGCAUGGUUUUAUCACUCAAUGAUGAAUUCACCUCUACCGGCAACAACAUGGACAACCUGUAUUUUGCCAAAAGAAUUGCAGAGUUCGUACAACAGAUCAACAGUGUGUUAAACUUCUGGCUGUAUUGCCUGACUGGAAAGGCCUUUAGGACCGAACUGAAGGCGAUGCUUUGCUGUGAACGAUUUAGUGGCACACCAGGGGUCUCUAACGCUUACGUCACGCGUUCCGUAACUGCAACGACUGCAAUGGAACAUAAUCCUGCAUUAAAGCAUAUGAAAGUAAAUGGUCAAAAUCACACAGUUAAAAAUGGACAAGAACAUACCAAACUAUGAUUUCAUAAUGUGUAACAGUCCUGUUCUUAGAAACAGGGUGGGCAAAAAAGUCCAUAUUUUUAUUUCGAUAUUAAAAAUGCAUGUAUUUCAAAAUAUGGAUGUUUUUUUGGCCAAACAUGUUUAUGAUCGUUGUCUAUUUGAUUAGAUAUUUCAAAUGCCCCGUGUUAAGUUCAAACCACGUUGACUAAUUAGAAUCUACAUGUACAGUAUAUCCAAUGUUGUCACGAUGUCCUUUGUUAAUCAGUCUAGAUUUAGGUUACUUUGGGCGGUCUUCGAAUGAUCUCUUUUUGUUCAAGUGCAACCAUUGUAUUUAUUGCAUUAAAUCAUUGUAUUUCUACAUCUUACGUUGUUGUACAUGUAUAUAUAUGUUCAAUUAGAGGCUUAAAGGCCCGAUGUAAAGUUUAAACCACUUUGUCUUACAAUGUAUUUUUAUGUUAUAUUAAGACGCUAUCUAUGAAUUCCUUUAGAUUUUUGGCACUUCAUACUCAGUGUUUUAUUAUUCAUUUUUGUUAAAAAAUUGUGAAAAUUUACGACGUACUUAUCUCGUGGUAAAUUGUUUUGAUACUAUAUUUAGAUAUCGAAUUCGCAUUUCAAUUUCCUGUCCAUGGACAGAGGGAAGCUUUGGCCACAGACCCACCUCUUGAAUUUGUUAUGUCAAAACGUUUCCAAAGAAUAAUCAUUGGGCUAUUGUGAGUAAAUGUGUACUUUGUGAAUAUUAAAAAAGGAAAUACAACUGAAUCGAGUGAUCGAUGUAAA